UUGGUCACAUGACAUAAAAUGGCAGAUAGCGAAGAGAGCAGUCCACCCUCUUCACCUGAUAUUCGAGAUGACGAGCCAGGAAGACCUCGAGAGGUCACGGUUACUAAAUCAGAGACAGGUUUUGGCUUCAAUGUGAGAGGCCAAGUGAGUGAGGGAGGUGUACUGAAGUCAAUCAAUGGGGUGUUAUAUGCUCCUUUACAACAUGUAAGUGCAGUGCUUGAUGGAGGAGCAGCACAGAGGGCAGGGAUAAGAAAAGGGGACAGGAUACUGGAGGUAAACCAUGUCAAUGUUGAGGGGGCAACACACAAACAAGUGGUGGAUCUAAUAAAAAGUGGAGGUGACUCUCUCGUUUUAACAGUGAUCUCGGUGCCAGAGCAGGUUGCUGAGAGGUUGGAGCCCAGUGAUGAUUCCUCUGGACCCUCAUAUAUAGACUACUCUGAGCGACGCUCCCUCCCAAUAUCUAUCCCUGACUACCAGACGGUAGAGCAGGGCGGAGAAAAGUUUGUGGUUUUCAACAUAUAUAUGGCUGGAAGACAUCUUUGCUCUCGGAGAUACAGAGAGUUUGACACACUGCAUUCUCGAUUAAAAAGAGAAUUUCCUGACUUCAAUUUUCCCAAAAUGCCUGGAAAAAAAUUAUUUACCCUGUCAGAACAGCAGUUGGAUGCUAGGAGGAGAGGCUUAGAGCAAUACUUAGAAAAAGUGUGUGCUGUAAGGGUAAUUGGUGAAUGUGAAUAUAUGCAGGAAUUUUUGGCUGCUCCAGAAGUUGAUCAAGAAAACAAUCACACAAAUUCAGAGGUAGAACUGAAAGUGCUGCUUCCAGAUCGCAACCUGUGUGUUGUGAAGGUCAACCGUAAUGACACAGCUGAUGAAGUUUAUAAGGCUGUGGUGUCCAGGCUACACUUAUCAGAGCCUGCUGCUCACUGCUUUUAUUUAUUUGAAACUGUGGAAUACAAUUUUGACAGGAAACUACAAAAUACAGAAUUCCCUCACAAUAUUUACAUACAGAACUACAGUACUGCCACCUCAACAUGUAUCACACUACGGCGAUGGCUGUUUUCUCCAGCCCUGGAGGCCAUGCUCAACUCAGAUCAACAAGCAGUCAAUUUCCUCUUCUGGGAGGCUGUUGACUGUGUAAAUAAAGGACAAAUCAAAACAGAGGAUAAACUGUAUGAACUUAAAGCACUGCAGGAAUCCAACAAAAGCAUUGAGUACCUGAAGGUGGCUCGACAGCUUGAGGGUUAUGGGGAGGUGGUGUUCCCACACUGUGCGUGUGACUCACGGAAAGAUGGUCAUGUGAUUGCUGUCAUAGGAUUUGAGUGCUUCAAACUCCAUGCCUGUAAAAAUGAUGGCACCCCAGAGUCUCAAGUGAUAGAAUUUCAGUGGAAGGAUGUGAAGACGUUUGAUGUUGAAGAAGAGGGAAUGUCCUUCUCUUUUGAGUAUGCUCGUCCUGGAAAGAAGCCUCGUAAUGUGCAGAUAUUAACACCAUAUUAUGAGUACAUGAAGGAAUGUUUCGAUCGGAUAUUUGAGGAAAGAGAGCAGGAAUAUGCGUGAUGAUUUUCAAAAUAAACAAGAAAACUCCCUGAGGCCAAAAAUCAGCUGAAAUAACUGUGUUCUUGGAUAUUGCAAAAUCACUUUGUUGCUGAAGAAACAGCAGGAAGUCUGGUGUGCUAUCCCUCCACGUUAUAGUACUUGUGUUUAGAUAGUGGAGGACUUCUCUUGCAAUAUGCCUGUUGCGGGUCAACUAUCAUGUGAUGUCAAUCUUGGUGUUUAUCAAAUUCAAAAUCUUGUUGAUCAUUUUUAGGCUUCUUGUUGAUCUAUAUUGUUAUUUAUUUCAAUUUUAUAACUGUUUAGUUUUGUAUUUAGCUCGUAACAGUUCUUUGGAUUUGAAAGAUAUUUUGCCAUUGUGAAAACAAGUUUGAAUAAUUGAUGUUUUGUGUUUGUACAGAUUUGAUGGGUAUAGUGCUAACAUCAUGCUGUAGAUUUAGAUGUGAAAAUCCACAGGAAUAUCUAGUCAAGUAUGGGUUGAUUUCUCUAAAUGUAAACCCUGAUGUAAACAUUUGUAUAAUAUGAAAUAAUGGUAUAUAUAAAAUUAUGAUGAAAAAGAACUUUAGGGUGACACAUAUAUUAAAUACACUUGUUACUUUUGUUGUCCAAUAAGGGUAUUAUCUGCUGAAAUCCAUCUUCUCCCCAAAUAAUAAAAAAUGGCCAUAUGGCCAAAGACAAAAUCUGAUGAUCAAAGGUCGAAGCUGUCGUCAAACAUUAUACAUUUUAACUAUUUCCAUUUGAAUCUUAACUUUAUUAAUUCAUUUCUCAAAGCUAGAGCAAGGAGACAGUAAAUUUUGUAGUAAAAGAGACAAAGAAUGAUAUUUGUAGACUUUAGCUGAUCUGAAUGAUGCAGGCAAGAUAUAUGACUGUUCUAUGUAGAUUUCUUGUCAUAUGAUACAAAGCCAAAUUCAUUUUUUUCCUCCAUAAAAUUGACAAACUUAUGUAAACAGUCUUCAUUUCGAUUUUUUAUAAUUAAGGUUUUUGGAUAGAUUGUUUUCUUGCCUUUGUGUACAAAUCAAAGUAUAUUUUAAAGUAGUUUACAGUAAUCAAAAUUUAAAAGCAGUCGGUACAUAUGAAGUGUAUAUUCUAUAUAUAAUAUUGUAGUAUACAGAAAGACUGACAUAUAAAUGGAACUUUUUUGUUAAAGUAGAUUUAUGUAAUAAUAAGAUUGUAAAUUUUUAAGAAUUGUAUGGUUUAUAGAGAAUAAGUGAUCUAUUAUAAGCCACCAUCAUAAAUCUCUCACCCCCCCCCCCCCCCCCAUGAAUGGUAAACUAUUUAUAUUGUGGUAUUUGUUAUGCCAAGUACUACAGAUUUAUUGCUGUUCCCCCAGAUCAUGCAUGAACAAAUUUAUAUGGGUAGAAUGCAUCACUGUUUUCUGAUUUCUGACUAGUAAACAUAAUUUGAAAAUAUAUUUCAUAAUUCAAAAUUAAAUUUGGUUGAAUCUGCAGAUUUCAACAGAGACUUCUGUACAUAUAUUCAAAAUUUCAAUUGCUUUUUUGGUAUUUCCUUAUUUUUUAAAUAUUGUUACAUUUAUGUGACAUUGAUGCAAGUAUUUGGGGGAAACUUAACAAAAAGUUUAUUCAUUGUGAUUCAUUAUGUAGAAAAUUACAUAUUCGACAUAAGUUAUUUGUGAUUACAGAUAUUUUGAAUAGAGAUCAUUAAUUUUAUUUCAUAUUCAUAGAAUAGACACUUUUUCAUAAAGAAAAAAAAAACGAAAGACAAAAGUGAGGAAUUUUAUUUCGUUGUUAAAUGCAUUUAAAUGUUAUAUGUGUAUUCAUAUGUACUCGUUUUGUGUAAACAAUUUUGACCAUUUUCUGUUCAUUUGAUAAUGCAUAACACAUUAUAUCUCUUAAGUUCAAACAUGUACAUACAUCAUCUUUAGACUUGACUAUAGGUUGAAUUUUGUAAGGAAAAUCAGGGGUUCAAAGAGUUGAAAUAUGUGAAUAUAUGAAUUAAUUUAUAUAUUGUUUGAUUCAUAAAAUGAGAAUUAGAUGAAUUUAAGUACUAGAAGACAACGGCACUUAUUCUAGAAUCCAUAGGUUUAGUUAGAGGUUCCCAGUCAAAGAAAUAUAGUUUCAUUUGUGUGAUUAUUGUCUAACAUUAUAUGAACAUGUAGUUGUAUGUAUGAAACUGGGAGGUUAAAUAUUGUAUAUAAUAUAUACUGGUCUUCUUUGAGGUCGUACUUGAAGAAACUAAGAACUGUAAUUUUGAAAAUAAGAAGUUUCUAUGAAAUAUGUUAGCCUUCAUACUUCCCUUGGCCAUAAUAACAGUUUGCAAUAUUGAACAAAGGAAUUUCUUUUUCCUGUAUACAGAUUUGUGUUUUUUGUGAUUUAUGUGAAGAACAGUGGGUACAAAAACUUGUUGUGAAGCAUUUAAAUUUCACACCUUCAUUUAGUGAACAAUGCACACUUAUUUGUCACGAGUAUUUGGUGAGUUGUUUUACAACUCAGAAAUCUAAAUCCUGGAACGUUUAUUGUUUAUGUUAAAUAUUAUAAUAUAUAUCAAUGACUGUUUUCAGUGAAAUAAAAGUUAUGAUUAUA
Molecule: messenger RNA, 4085 nt
Organism: Saccostrea cuccullata (small rock oyster)
Lineage: Eukaryota; Metazoa; Mollusca; Bivalvia; Ostreida; Ostreidae
Product: sorting nexin-27-like
Exons: 14
Coding region: 19-1551 (510 amino acids)
Biological process (GO): endocytic recycling; intracellular protein transport; signal transduction
Cellular component (GO): early endosome
Molecular function (GO): phosphatidylinositol-3-phosphate binding; protein binding
Source: RefSeq, a predicted model, not a curated record